AUGUCUCAAGCAGUUGGCAAUACCGCUCUUGCCUAUGCCAGAGUAUGGCACCAUGUCGAUGCAAGUGACCGUGUUUUGGGUAAACUCGCUGAAAGAAUUGCGUUGGUACUAAUGGGCAAGCACAAGCCCAUCUACGACCCUAGUGUGGACUGCGGAGACUAUGUGGUUGUUACAAACUCCAAAAAGGUUAAGGUUACAGGAAGGAAGUCAGAGCAGCUGCUCUUCCGAAAACAUUCGAUGUACCCCGGUGGAUUGAAAGAGACGCCGUAUAAGGACAUGAUGGAAAUUCACCCCGAUGAGAUCAUCCGCCAGGCCGUAUCAGGCAUGUUACCCAAGAACAAGCUACGUGAACGCCGCCUGGAGCGCCUCAAGAUCUUCCCAGCGCAUCGCAUGGGAAUCAUCGGCGGGAACAUCAUGCGUAGUUGGGAUGACGGCACUCUACCUCCAGAUUUCAACCCAUCAACGCCUACCACUUCGGAGACACUCAAAUUGCUCGGAAAUCAAUCUGAAAAGUUCAAAUCGUCUCCAUGA
Psilocybe cubensis is the source of this 531-nucleotide messenger RNA. RefSeq lists its product as uncharacterized. Gene Ontology annotation, molecular function: structural constituent of ribosome; mRNA binding. Bases 1 to 531 code for a protein of 176 amino acids. The transcript has 4 exons. Gene Ontology annotation, biological process: translation; negative regulation of translation. The record is from RefSeq and is a predicted model, not a curated record. Gene Ontology annotation, cellular component: mitochondrial large ribosomal subunit; ribosome. Lineage: Eukaryota; Fungi; Basidiomycota; Agaricomycetes; Agaricales; Agrocybaceae.